Molecule: messenger RNA, 2890 nt
Organism: Balaenoptera musculus (blue whale)
Lineage: Eukaryota; Metazoa; Chordata; Mammalia; Artiodactyla; Balaenopteridae
Gene: SPIDR
Product: scaffold protein involved in DNA repair
Exons: 16
Coding region: 129-2291 (720 amino acids)
Biological process (GO): double-strand break repair via homologous recombination; regulation of establishment of protein localization to chromosome
Cellular component (GO): nucleoplasm; nuclear chromosome
Source: RefSeq, a predicted model, not a curated record
AUCCUACAGAAAUUUUAGAGUAUUCAUCAGAUAGUGAAAAAGAUGAUGAGUCGGAGAAUGUCUUGUUCAUUGAUUCAGAAUCCUCUCACAAAUACCACGUGGAUUUUGGAUCAGAUGGAAGACAGGUUAUGGAGAGACUGAUAAACCCGAGGGUAAAAUCUACAGAGACCAUUUUGCAUACACCCCAGAAAGAGACAAAGCUUCCCAAGACUCCAGAAAAUUCAGCAAAGAAGAAGAAGCUUUUAAGAGGCGGGCUAGCAGAAAGACUAAAUGGACUGCAGAAUCGAGAGAGAUCUGCCAUUUCUUUGUGGAGACAUCAGUAUCUUUCUUACCAAAGGACACUUUCAGGUAUAAAAUCUGGUAUAUUAACUGUGAAAAUUCUAGAGCUUCAUGAGGAAUGCACCAUCCAAGUUGCAAUGUGUGAGCAGUUAUCGGAGCUGCAGGCUGACAGCUCUUCUCAGGGUGGGGCCCCUGGGACUGGCCUAAAGGUUCUCUUCGCCAAGGAGACUGCACGCUGCCUCAGGGGACUUCCACAAGACAUCAUCCGUAUCUACCCUCCCUGGCAAAAGCUUAUUAUCCCAAAUGGAAGUUGCCCUGUUAUUCUGAAUACUUAUUUUUGUCAGAAAGUUGUUGCCAAAGAAGAUUCAAAAACAGCACAUGAAGUGCACAGUUGGGACACACCCCUUCCAAGAAGAAACAUCAUUUUGGCCCAGAUGUUUAGAUUUAAGAGCCUAACAAAUAACUCACCUGAAAACCAGGUUAUGUGUGGUGGUCACACCACCGUGGGCACAGACUGGACCCUCAAGCACGAACAAGCAGAGCUGGGCUUCCCCGCCCGAGCACCCCUGAGGGAUUCUCUGCUGGAUGCAGUCGAAAGCCAAGGAGUUGCCACCUGGUCGGGAGCCGGGGUCCGAGUGGUGGUGCAGAGAGUUUACUCUCUUCGCUGCAGGUGUCAGCAGGCAGAUGGCACAGACCCACCUGGAGUUCGAGUCUGCCUUCUCGUGCAAGAUGCCCUCGGACUCUUCAGUGAAGUGCGCUCGGAGGGCGCCGUCCUGAAGGACAGGGAGUUGGAGGGCAAGUCCUGCAGGCUGGCGGGAAUGAAGGUUCUGCAAAAGGUCACCAGAGGAAGGAUGACGGAGCUUUUCAGUUUGAUUGACACCAUGUGGCCUCCAGUGGCGCCUCUGAAAGCACCAGGCCACGGGCCAGCCUUCGAGGAAAAAACUCAUCUGCCUCCUGCUAGCUUCUGUUACAUCCUCACUGCUCAUCCAAACCUGGGACAAAUUGAUGCAAUUGAAGAAGACUCUAUUUCGAAGCUUUACCAGCCUCCAAUUCCCCGCUUCUUAAGAGAAAUUCUCCAGACUGAUGGCCCCUGUACCCGUUGCAGUUUCUAUGCCAGAGUGAUUUACCAAAGACCACAGGUGAACAGUUUGCUUCUGGAGCCAAGGGAGGUGUGGCUGGUGGUGACCGACGCUACUCUGCAAGCACAGGGUGAGGGCUCGGGCCUCCCCAGAACCGUGCCUGUGCGUGUGGCCCCCUCAUGCGUGCUGGGCCAGGAAGUCCGGGACGCGCUCUCCGAGGCCACCUCCAAGAGCUUCUUCUUCAGGGACGCUCUCCGAGACCAAGGCCCCAUCCCGAAGUCCACUGCAGACAAGACCCCUGUGAUGGUCACACGGACAGAACCAGAACCCCCUGCAUGCAGUGCCGGCACAGCCGCAGGAGGUCAGGUUGUUUGUGUUGGACGAACUGUCCUCCUGCUUCCAAAGCCCCAGCUGGGUGUGGCCUCUGGUGCCUGGGAGCUGACGAGCCCUGUGAGGCUGGAUGAGCUGGAUUCUGUCACUCAGGUCAACUCCAUUUGCAGCGUCCAAGGCGCUGUGGUCGCCGUGGACGAGAGCACCGCCUGCUCGUGGCCUGCGUGUGACCUGUGUGGCGGUGAGAGACUGGAACGGAGGCCGGAAGACAGGGGCGCCUUCUCCUGUGGGGCCUGCUCCCGCGUGGUCACCUCUCCCCUCCUCAGAAGGCACCUGCAGGUCUUCCUGGACUGCCCCUUGCGACCCCAGUGCACAGUGAGGGUCAAGCUGCUGCAGCACAGUAUCUCUUCGCUCCUGAGGUUUGCCGCCUGCGAGGACGGGAGUUACGAGGUGAGGAGUGUCCUCGGAAAGGAGGUGGGGCCGAUAACCUGUUUCGUCCGGUCCAUCACCACCCGCCCGGCCUGCGUGGGAUUGGAAGAGGUUGAACUCCUGAGCGAGGGGGGAGCCUCUUCAGCACACCGUUGGCAGCCGCAGGAUCCGUGAACUUUACAAAGUGGCUGCGAGUGGUGGCGGUUCGGUAGUUAUUUGUUAACUCUAGGCAGAGUGAAUGUACUUUAUGAUCUUGAGGUGGAACUUCGAUUGUUCUGGGGCAAAUGUUAGUAAAAUGGCUUUGUAAACUGUAAAUCAAAGUACUUCUUUCUGCGAUGAUAUAUAUUUUUAUUGCCUUUCUGCAAAUUUAGGAACACGAUAGAGCUUAAAUAAGCUUGAGGUUUUCAUUUUGUAUUUACCUUAGACAAUAAUAUAGUAGAAAAAGUUAUUUUGUUCUACUGUAAUUCUAAAGUGUUCAAAAUUUACAAUGAUUCAACGUGUUUUUCUUAUAUUUCUUUUAACAUUUCCCCAAAGAAUUACCCUGCCGAGUGUAAACCUUUGUCCUCUAUUGUCAUAUUACUGUUCUGCACAGUGUCCAGCCUAAGCGUUCUGCAGUUCAGUAUUUUUUGGAAAAUGUUCUGGGGAACUAUGUCAGAGGUAAAACUGUUUCCCAUGAAGCAGAGAUAAAGUGACUGGCCUGAUGAUAGCUCCUUACGGAGAGACUGACAGGUCUGGUUAGUCCUGCCGGGCACUGCGCAGGAUUACGCCGCCGC